AAUCGGAGUAAAUCAGUAAACACCAGGUGGUGUCCUGUGUCCCGAAAGGGACGAGUAUCUCGUAUAGGAAAAGAAACGAAGGAAGAAAAGAAGGAGGUGGAAAAGGAGGAGAAGUAAACGCGGGGACGGCGUCGAGGAGAUCGUUUCCGCGUGCCACCACGGGGGCUUGCUUAGGGUACACGUCCGUGGUGUUCGCAUAUGCCAGUUCGCAGCAGCUUCGGUGGCCGGCAGCGUGAGCAGCGGAUCUGUGCGCGCAAGCGUGACACGGGAUUUACAGCAUGGCGGAGCGCAGGAAAAACAGGAAGCGCAAAGAUGAAGUAGCCAGUUUGGAUACUAAAGGCGCUCAGGACAAACCGUCCAAGGAAGAGUACGCGGUAGCUAAGUGGAUCCGCAAUAAUGUACCGUCGAAGAAGACCAAGUUCGAUAGGACUCACAAUGUUGAGUACUUCACUGGAUCGCGUGCAAUUGACGCUCUAUUGGAAAAUUCACCCUGGAGCACAGUGUUCGAGAACCGUGAGCAGGUCUCCCAGUUCUUGGACCUGAUGCUCAGACACAAGUUCUUUCACAGAGCCAAGAAGGUAGUAAUUUCUGAAGAAGAACUUAACAAAAUGCGAGGCAUUAAGAAGAAGACUACGAAAGAGGACAAAAAAGCCACAGAUAAGGAAGAUUCCAAGGAAAACAAAGAUGCAGUUGUGGUGAAGGAAAAGGAAGAGAAAGGCGAAGAGAAAAUCGACGAACGGAAGGAGCAUAAGAAAAAGCCAAAAGUGAGACUAGAAAUGCAUAUGGAACAGUACUUUGUGGAUUGUAACGACGCGUAUGUGUGGAUAUACGAGCCGAUUCCUGUAUAUUAUUGGUUCUUUGGUACGCUUGUAGUCUUAGGUGCAAUAGGAGUCUGUCUCUUCCCACUGUGGCCCUUGACUAUCCGUCACGGAGUUUAUUAUCUAAGUGUCGCCGCUGCGGGAUUUCUCGUAUUUAUAUUAGCACUGGCUAUUAUUAGAAUGAUCGUAUUCUGUCUUCUGUGGGUACCCACGUUGGGUAGAUGUCAUUUAUGGCUGCUACCUAAUCUGACAGCCGACGUUGGCUUCUUUGCGUCCUUCUGGCCAUUAUAUCAGUAUGAAUAUUAUGGCCCCACGUCGGACGGCGAUAAGAAGAUCAGCAAAAAGAAAAGAAGGAAAGAGAAAGAUUCUGAUUCCGAGGAUGCGCCAUUAGUUCAAGAAGAGAAAGAACCUGUAGCAACGGAAGCGUCUAACGAGGAGUUAGCUUUACCUAGCGAAGAGAGGAAAACUUCGUCCGAUUCAGCCGAAGGAGAAGACGGCAGUGAGGAAGGUUCGGAGAGCGAAAAAUCUAAUACGAGUCGAGAUUUCGUUAUGGUUUAAAACGUGAAAACU
Messenger RNA from Mycetomoellerius zeteki, 1388 nucleotides. It is a transcript of the gene Trp1, whose product is annotated as translocation protein 1. The record is from RefSeq and is a predicted model, not a curated record. The transcript is spliced from 5 exons. Gene Ontology annotation, cellular component: endoplasmic reticulum membrane; endoplasmic reticulum. Gene Ontology annotation, biological process: post-translational protein targeting to membrane, translocation. Bases 279 to 1376 code for a protein of 365 amino acids. NCBI's taxonomy places the organism in Eukaryota, Metazoa, Arthropoda, Insecta, Hymenoptera, Formicidae.